UUAUUUAGACGUAAAAGCUAAAGAAGUUUAACAGUAUAAUGUAUUAAGAGCAAUGAUAUUUUAGAGAAAAAUACAUUUAUAUGUAAUUAUCUGCAUCCAGCAUGUGGCAGUAAUGAUCCUGAAAACGGAUCCAGUAGACGGGAACGGAGCCGAACUGGGAGGACUGGAGCUCUUCUGGUGAAACGCUGCAGCUGUAUGACGGUGUUUACCCUGUAGAACCGCUCAGAAUCAUGGCUGUGACGGCUGGUCUCUCCCUCCUGACUCUACUGGCGCUGCAGGCCGCGGCUCAGGAUACUACGUACUUUGAGAUCGGCAAGGAUCUGACUUUCGACCCAAAGCCUUCUGAGGCCAUUAACGCCAUUACUUGGAAGCAUAAUGAGAUCAUUGUUGCUGAAUACGUUAAGGAUAGGUAUGAUCUGGAAUAUCUGGGUGACUUAAAAGGCCGAUUAACUCUGGAUGUGACCACUGGAAUAUUGACCGUCAGCAACAUGAGAAAGUCUGACGACGGGGUGUUCACGGUGGAGAUCAACCAAAGAGUCCUUCCUGUGAAAUUUAAAGCUGUGGGGGUCAGGAAGCUGGACGACUGCCCUGUUGAAGUCAUCUUGAGGCCUCCGACAUGCUAUCCCACCCUGGCUUGUGGAGUCUCCUUAAACGAAGCCGAACCCGUCCAGUACUUCUGGAAGAAAGGAGAAGCUGGAGAGUGGGAGGAGGGCGGGGAGGUGAUCACCAUUUCUGAAGAGACUUGGAGAUUUCAAACCAUCACCUGCAAAGUAAAGAACCCAUUUAGUGAGAAGGAGAGCGACCCGGCUGUCUACCCCUUCCACAGGAAAUCCCCUUCUUCCUGA
Gambusia affinis (western mosquitofish) is the source of this 845-nucleotide messenger RNA. RefSeq lists its product as uncharacterized. The transcript has a single exon. Lineage: Eukaryota; Metazoa; Chordata; Actinopteri; Cyprinodontiformes; Poeciliidae. The coding region runs from base 231 to 845 and encodes 204 amino acids. The record is from RefSeq and is a predicted model, not a curated record.